This is a messenger RNA of Colletotrichum gloeosporioides, 1206 nucleotides long. Its product is annotated as Branched-chain-amino-acid aminotransferase. NCBI's taxonomy places the organism in Eukaryota, Fungi, Ascomycota, Sordariomycetes, Glomerellales, Glomerellaceae. The record is from RefSeq and is a predicted model, not a curated record. Gene Ontology annotation, molecular function: branched-chain-amino-acid:2-oxoglutarate transaminase activity. Gene Ontology annotation, cellular component: mitochondrion. Bases 1 to 1206 code for a protein of 401 amino acids. Gene Ontology annotation, biological process: L-valine biosynthetic process; L-leucine biosynthetic process. The transcript has 2 exons.
AUGUCACCAUCUGCAGAAGUCACGCUGCCAAUCCGUGGGCAAAAUGGAACGCCUCAACAGAGAAUCGGGCCAAACGGGCUUGAUGCGUCAUCCUUGACUUAUGACUACACGACUGCGCCGAGGCCCGUUCCAGACGAAGCAACAGCAAAUGCGGCAGAGGAAACCAUAUGCACAGAUCAUAUGAUAACUGUACAAUGGAAAGCGUCCACAGGAUGGGAUGCUCCGAAACUCAAACCCUUUGGUCCUCUGAGCCUUUUGCCUACAGCGUCAGUCUUGCACUACUCGACGGAAUGCUUCGAAGGACUUAAAGUAUACCGUGGCUUCGAUGGAAAGUUACGCGUGUUCCGUCUAGAGCGCAAUGCUGCUCGUUUCCGCGUCUCUGCGCAGCGCAUGGCGCUCCCAGAUUUUGAACCGUCUGAGGUCAAGAAGCUUAUCAUGGCUCUCCUCUCUGUCGACGGAGAUCGAUGGCUUCCGAAAGACCGGUCUGGCAGCUUUUUGUACGUGCGACCUACUUUGAUUGGGACGCAUGCCAACCUCGGCGUUCAAGCCCCUAAAAAAGCCUUGAUAUACAUCAUUGUCUCGUUCAUGGCUCGAUUGGAUACAAUCGAGGGGGAGUUAAAGCUAUACACCAAUCCAGAAACGGAUGUUCGCGCUUGGGUUGGUGGGUUCGGGUACUGCAAGGUUGGCGCCAACUAUGGCCCGACGGUGGUGGCGACAAGUGAGGCCUCUUCCCAAGGGUUCCAACAGAUUUUGUGGCUCUACGGGGAGAACGGACAGGUCACCGAAGCCGGAGGCAGUAAUUUCUUCAUUGUGUGGAAGCGCAAAGAUGGAAAGAGAGAGUUGGUGACUGCUCCUCUGGACGACAAGCUCACCUUGGACGGCGUCGUCAGACGAAGCUGCCUCGAUUUGGCUCAGGAGAGACUGAUCGAAGAGCUCGAAACAACCGAACGCACGUACACCAUUGCGGAAGUUAUUGAGGCCUCUUCCGAGGGCCGCCUUCUGGAGGCUUUCGUCACUGGCACGGCAUGGUAUGUUUGCGCAGUCUCCCAGAUUCGUCAUCGUACUCAGGACAUCCAUGUUCCCAUGGGCUCACAGGGUGACGGUGGGGACGUCUGUAAAAAGAUCAAAGGAUGGCUGGGAGAAAUUUUAUACAGUGGAGUUGACCAUGAUUGGGCUGAGAUCAUUGAAGAAAGGCAGAUUGACUAG